UGGCCUCCCCACUUCCGGCGCUGCCUGCGUCUUCUGUGGGGCCUAGCGGGGGUCCGGGCGGCGGCGCGCUCACCGGCCGCUGCUUUGACGCGGUUACGCGCACGCACGCGGGCACGCACGCCCUUUGCCAGAGAACCCGGAAGUGCGAGGGAGAGCUGAGCCACGUGGGUCGAGCUGGAGCUCAGCUCGCAUGGGGGAGUCUAUCCCACUUGCCGCCCCGGUCCCCGUGGAACAGGCAGUGCUGGAGACGUUCUUCUCUCACCUGGGUAUCUUCUCCUACGACAAGGCCAAGGACAAUGUGGAGAAGGAACGAGAGGCCAACAAGAGCGCGGGGGCCAGCUGGCUCUCGCUGCUGGCGGCCUUGGCGCACCUGGCCGCGGCCGAGAAGGUCUAUCACAGCCUCACCUACCUGGGGCAGAAACUAGGAGGUCAGUCUUUCUUCAGUAGGAAGGAUUCCAUCCGUACCAUCUAUACGUCCCUGCAUAAUGAGCUGAAGAAGGUAGUGACAGGUCGAGGAGCCCUAGGUGGGACUGCUCCUCAUGUGGAAGAACUCCUCUCCCACCUGUCAGAGCAGCUCUGCUUCUUUGUUCAGGCUCGGGUGGAGAUCGCAGACUUCUAUGAGAAGAUGUACACCCUCAGCACACAGAAGUUCAUCAAUGCUGAAGAGCUUGUGGGCCUUUUAGACACCAUCCUCAAGAAAUACAGCGCCAGAUUUCACCACCCAAUCCUCAGUCCUUUGGAGAGCAGUUUCCAGCUGGAAGUCGAUGUCUUGAGUCAUCUCCUGAAGGCGCAGGCUCAGGUCUCAGAGUGGAAGUUCCUCCCUUCCCUGGUUAACUUGCACAACGCUCACACCAAGCUGCAGACCUGGGGCCAAAUCUUUGAAAAGCAGCGAGAGACCAAGAAACAUCUGUUUGGAGGACAGUCACAGAAGGCUGUUCAGCCCCCACACCUUUUCCUUUGGCUGAUGAAACUCAAAAACAUGCUCCUGGCCAAGUUUAGCUUUUACUUUCAUGAGGCACUGAGCCGACAAACUACUGCUUCAGAAAUGAAAGCGUUGACUGCAAAAGCUAACCCAGACCUUUUUGGAAAGAUUUCCAGCUUCAUCAGGAAAUACGAUGCUGCCAAUGUGUCCUUAAUUUUUGACAACCGAGGUUCAGAGAGUUUUCAGGGUCAUGGCUAUCAUCACCCCCACUCCUACAGAGAAGCCCCUAAGGGUGUGGACCAGUACCCAGCUGUGGUGUCUCUGCCCAGCGAUAGGCCUGUUAUGCACUGGCCCAAUGUCAUCAUGAUCAUGACAGACCGUACAUCUGACCUGAACAGCUUGGAGAAAGUGGUCCACUUCUAUGAUGACAAAGUUCAGAGCACCUACUUCCUAACCCGCCCAGAACCUCAUUUUACCAUUGUGGUCAUUUUUGAGUCAAAGAAAUCUGAGAGAGACUCCCACUUUAUUUCUUUCCUUAAUGAGCUCUCACUUGCUCUAAAGAAUCCCAAAGUUUUUGCAAAUCUAAAACCUGGAUCUAAAGGUUAGCAGGUGACUUGUGUGAAAGAGUCUCAAGACUAGAAAUUGUUUUUAAUAGAAAUUGUUAUGAUUUACAGUGGUCUGUGAUUAGAAUUUACAUCCACUCAUGCUUUUGUCAUAGCUAAAUUAAAGACAAAUCCUCCCUAAUUGUGUUGCACACUUUAUAAGUAAUUAAGGCCAAUUGAAUUAAAUAUCCAGAGAGUAAUCUAGGAAAUGAUCGUGGGUUGCUGUGUGUAUGCAUGGUAUAGCAAAGUAGUUUUGGUAUUUUCUCCUAUUUUCCUAUAUUUCAUUUAGACUCUAUUUAAUGAUCUUUGAUCUUUCCUUCCAGAUGUUUCUUACUAUUUUAAAUAUUAUGUUUUAAUGCAUUUCCAAAUACCCCUCUCUUUCUUACUUUCCUGGAAGAGUAAUUGGGGUAAGAUAUUAAAUGAGUAUGUUUUCUGUCUUGUAAAAGUAGCCAGUUAACAUGGAGCUUUUAGUUUUAUAAUUCUGAUACACAAAUUAAUAAUAUUUUGAUGCCACAUCAGGUUUUAACAGUUCAAAGACCUUCAUGGCAGCUUUAAUGGCUAAUAGCUUCUUUCAGAAUAAAAGAACUAAUUCAUACGUUUUUACCGUUCUAAGGUUAGAGUUUUUCACUGUCAGCAUAAGCCAUUAUAAGGGUUUCCGCAUUCUUUAGCAUAUAUUUCCCUUAAUUUCUGUUUAUCACCCUCCUGUUAAAAUAUAUGUUCAUGUUUGACUCUACUUCUAGUUAUUUUCAGGCUUAGAAAGCAUGUGGUUUUGGUUUUUCAGUCAUUUUUAGUUUGUCCCACAACAGAACCUACUUUUAUAAAAUCAAAAUGAAGGUCUUUUGAUACCUUGCACUUGCUAAAAAUCAGUUGUGCUUUAAAAAAGAGCUCUUUGUAGUUGAGUAAUCAACUCAGUACCUAUGCACAUUUGAAGUUGGGUUUCAUGUUUGCCCCCUACAAUUAUGCUUAUAAUCAGUGCUCCACCCUAUCCUGCCUUACCUUUUUCCUCUGGUAGGUGUUCAUGGGGAAGUAGAUCAGUGACGGCAUCAUAGUCUGUGAAGACCUUCACUUCUGUCAUUGGUUCAGAGUCACAGUGUCCACAAAGAUAACUGAAUUCUUACUGCCUGAUAGUUCCUUCAAAGCUUGUGUGAAAUGUAAAGGCCAGAUCAGUCUUGUUUUUUAAGAUCCCAUGGAGCUAUUAUUUGGGGGUCCGUAGCAGGCAGGGAGGGGAAUCAACACAGCUGAGACUCAGUAUGGAAGGUCUGCCCACCUCAACGAGACUACCUGGUAGAGAAACGCACUGGCCUCUUUUCUGGAGAGAACAUGUAUCUUCCCUUUCUUUAUUCCUUUCUCUCUUUUUCAUCAUAUUAUUUAUAAAAAGCUAGUUUACUUUAAAUAGAAAGCGUUUACCUCUGCAUUGUAUUCCCUCAAGUUUUAUGAAAAUAUGAAUAUAUUUUACAUUGAUCUAACAUAAAAGCUGAAAACAGUGGCACUAAAGAGUCAAAUGGUUUUUCCUUCCUUUUGUAUUUUGCCAAGAAACUGAAAAAUGUUCCUUGGUGUGCAUGUAUCUUUUUUUUCCUAGGUACACCCACCAUUAGCCUUAAUAAUAGGGUCCCCAUGUACCUAAAAGAAUAUAUGCUUCAGUGAAACACAGAGAGGGAUGUAAAUAAAACAUACAUACAAUACUUAAGCAGUCAAUUAUAUACAUAUUUGAAUUGUAUAUUUAUUUUUAAAUGUAUUUUUAAAAUAAACAAUUUACAAGGGACGGAAGGUAGACGUGACUAUUAAAAUCUAAGAACAUAAAUUCGUAAGUUGCUGCGCAGCUGUCAUAGUCUCUUGAUGGAGUCUAAAGAUUAAAUAUUGAUUCUUUAAUCAUUUCUUAAGCUCUUCAAUACAGUUUUCUAAUUAUAUUAAAAGACAUAUUUUGUUUCAAAACACAAAGUCAUUUUUACUCAAGGUUUAUCCUCUAAGGACAGUAAUGAUAUGAUGUGUAAUGCCCGUGUUUAACUAAUUUGACGAGUAAAUUUGUACAUUAUGUGCAGACUGCCUACUUUGAAAUUUGUUUCUGAACUACAGCCUGAUAGAUGUUUCUGGGUAACUGCGAGUAGCAGUCAACACUGACUUUGCCAGAGUCCUUCAAGGAGUUUGACUUCAGGGUGCUGUUUGGACACAGGAUGAAUGUUUACAAUUUUGUCUUCUCUUCAGUCCAACCUGGGAUCUGAUACGUUAUUUUGGGACUGUGUGAGAAUAAAGCCAAGAAGAAUCAGUACUCUAUAUAGAACUCAUUUGAACAUUUGGACAUAUUGAGGAAGUUUGCUUUUAAGAAAGAAAAUAAUUGAUACUUCUCUGUCCUCCCAGUGGAAUCAUUUAGGUGAUCUUUACAGUAUUUCCAUGCUGAUCUAGUGGCAAGUUAGCCUGAGUUUGUUUUCCCGGUCUGUAAAGUGGGGAUAGAAAAGUAGUUGCCUCCCUUUUCAAAGGCUACUGUAAGGCUGCAGUGAAAUCAUGCAUACAAAAGGGUUUGAAACCUUGCUGGGGUUUGAAAGCUGUAUAAAUAAAAGAUGA
Fukomys damarensis (Damara mole-rat) is the source of this 4083-nucleotide messenger RNA. RefSeq names its product chromosome unknown C12orf66 homolog (gene Kics2). The transcript has 3 exons. Bases 191 to 1528 code for a protein of 445 amino acids. Lineage: Eukaryota; Metazoa; Chordata; Mammalia; Rodentia; Bathyergidae. The record is from RefSeq and is a predicted model, not a curated record. Gene Ontology annotation, biological process: negative regulation of TORC1 signaling; cellular response to amino acid starvation; cellular response to glucose starvation. Gene Ontology annotation, cellular component: KICSTOR complex.